AUGUUCGAGGCGCGCCACCGUACUAUUUCACAUUCAGGCGUCUCCCUCCAUUUCCAACCUCCCAUGAAUUCUCUCCUCAGAAUCCGCCGCUGGCCAUUUCCUUCUGCUCUCACCUCCGCUUCUCGCCGACGACUCUCUUCGUCGACCGUCACUUGUCGUACGGAGGACGGGGCGCCGGUGGAAAGCCCUAGUUUCGUUCAUCCUUGGGCGGUGGUCCAUCCCAACGCAUUGAUUGGCGAGGGAGUUUCGAUUGGUCCGUUUUGCACGGUUGGAUCCUCCGCCAAGCUUGGCAAUGGCUGCCAAUUGCAUCCCGGUAGCCAUGUUUUUGGAGAUACGGUGAUUGGGAAGCGUUGUGUUUUGAUGGCUGGUGCUGUAGUUGGGGAGGAUCUUCCUGGGAGGACCGUGCUUGGGGCAAAUAACACUGUUGGUCAUCAUUCUGUAAUCGGUGUCAAGUGCCAAGAUAUGAAAUACAAGUCAGGGGAAGAAUGCUUUCUUGAAAUUGGAGACAACAAUGAGAUUAGAGAACAUACAUCGAUCCACAGAUCUUCAAAGUCAGAUAAUCAAACGGUCAUUGGUCACAACAAUCUAAUCAUGGGGUCUUGUCACAUUGCCCAUGAUUGCAACAUUGGCAACCAUAACAUUUUUGCUAACAAUACUCUUCUAGCUGGGCAUGUUGUUGUGGAAGAUUAUGCCCACACGGCUGGUGCGAUCGUUGUUCAUCAGUUUUGCCACAUUGGUUCUUUCUCCUUUGUUGGUGGUGGAUCAGUGGUUUCGCAAGAUGUCCCAAAGUAUACAAUGGUGGCUGGAGAAAGGGCUGAACUUCGUGGUCUGAACUUGGAGGGACUUCGUCGCCGUGGAUUCUCAGUCACAGAGAUUAAGAGCUUGAAAGCAGCUUAUAGAAAGUUAUUCAUGCCUGUUGCUGCAAAUGCUAUGGGAUUUGAAGAGCGACUUGCCAUUCUGGACCGGGAUGAAGAAUUGAGUAAGGUCCCUGCUGUACACUCUAUGGUACAGUCUCUGCGGGAUUCUUUCCUAGAAACCCGCCGAGGAAUAUGCAAAUUCAGACAGUGGAGUGGCUCCUAA
Molecule: messenger RNA, 1080 nt
Organism: Linum trigynum
Lineage: Eukaryota; Viridiplantae; Streptophyta; Magnoliopsida; Malpighiales; Linaceae
Source: the annotation of a GenBank genome assembly